ACUUAUUCCAGAGUCAGUUGAACCAAGAAAUUAGACAGCGUUGCUCGAAAUCAAAUUGUUUUAUUUUAUUUAGCGGGAUUUGUUAUUUUAUUUUUUUUCAUUGUCUCGUUUAAUUUUCCUCCAUUUUUACACGCGCGUUUAAGUAUACGAUACAGUAGAGAUAAAUAUACAUUUAUAUCCAUACGUGCAUACAGUAUAAUUAUUUAUUUAUUUAUUUAUUUAUUUAUUCCUAUUGUUUUAAAAAUAAAAGUUUCAACGCACGUACAGUACAGUUUUAGCUCCGCCGCGCGCGUUUUUGCAUGGUUUAAUAUCGUCAUAAUAUACGGUUUUAAUAAUAAUUUAUUUUAAUUUAUAUAAAAUAGUGUGUCCCGACGAUAAUUGAUUGAAAAUUAAAAAGGGAGAAAAAAAAAAAACAUGGAUUACUCGCUGUUCAUAAGCGAUGUGUCGAAGAGGAGGAGAUCGGCACCGACCAGAGAAAUAACCAAAAUCGCGUACUCGGCAGCGGGAAAAUUGAUAUCGUUGGCGGAAGGGAUGCCGAACGAAGAGACGUUUCCGAUAACCGAAAUAAAUUUGAAAUUAUUGGACGGUUUGAACAUCACUUUAAAAGGAGAUGAACUCGGAGCUGCACUUCAGUACAUACCGAGCCAAGGAUUCCCCCCACUACUCGAGACGAUAAGAGAUCUUCAGAAAAAAUUGCACUCGCCACCUUUGUGGGAAAUGCGCGAGAUCGUAAUAGUGGCAGGUGGACAAGACGGACUGAGCAAAGCAUUGGAAGCGAUAGUGGAACCGGAAGAUCCAGUUUUGGUACAAGAUCCGUUUUACGCCGGUGCGGAAGUCGUGCUCGCACCGCACAAGGUGGAAUUACUGCCGGUCGCCCAGGAUGAAUUUGGCAUGGUUCCUUCGAUACUGCGCGACGUAUUGGAGGGCAGAAGAUUGCUGGGUAAAAAAAUGCCGAAAAUAAUGUACAUCAAUCCGACAGGGGCGAAUCCGACCGGCACCGUGUUGCCGAUAGAAAGAAGGAAAGAAAUCUACAGAAUCGCCUGUGAAUACGAUUUUAUCAUAUUGGACGACGAUCCCUAUCACCACAUGUACUUCACCGACGAGGCGCCGAAAUCGUUUUUAUCGCUGGACACGGAGGGUCGAGUGAUACGACUGGAUUCAUUUUCCAAGGUUUUGAGCAGCGGUUUGAGACUGGGAUUUAUAACGGCAGCGUCACCCUUGGUCGCUAGUAUAGAAUUACACAUGCAAAGCAGUCACUUGCACGCCUCAACAUUAUCACAGGUAAUUGCUUAUAAACUUUUGAAAAUAUGGGGUCACGAGGGUUUAAUGAACCACUUUAAAAGGAUACGAGGAUUUUACAAACAACGCAGAGACGUCAUGGCCGGACUCGCGAAGAAACACCUUCACGGAUUAGCUGAAUUCGCGGUACCGGGGGCGGGAUUCUUUUUGUGGAUAAAAGUAAAAGGCGUGAGUGACACAUGGAGGAUGGUAAUGCAGAGGGGAGUAACCCACGGGGUGCUGUUCGUACCGGGAGCUGGAUUUACGGCGGAUCCGGAAAGACCUUGUAACGCGAUAAGGGCGUCAUUUGCCAAAGCGACUUACGACGAGAUGAAUCAGGCUCUGGAAAGGCUUGCCAAGAUGAUAAGAGAGGAAUUAGCGGCAGCGGGUAACUGUCCAGUGAUCCAAAAUGGAAAUACGUAAAUUUUUUGGGAUGCUGGGUCACAAAAACCAGACUUACGCCUUGUUUUUUGUUGCCGACAAAUUUUACGCCCACUUUCAUUUUUAUCUACUGUAGAAAAAAUGAGCUGAUCACCCUGGUAGUAUUAGCCCUCGAUAAAAAAUGACGUUUUGAUUCCAAUUCGUCGUCGAUAAACUAGGGAACUCUUUUAUCUCUCGAAUGCUUAUCUUCAAUUGGUAGCUCUAUGCUGCAAAUUAUUUACUAUCGGUAAGAAAGUCUUUGGAAUUAUUUAUCAUUGGUAAAGAAAUCUUUGAAAUUACUUGUAAUCGGCAAGAAUAUCUUCCAAGUUUCUAUAAUUCAAGAUUCGGAUAACUCGUCGACAGUCGAACAAAUUGUUAGAUGGUAAAUUUGAACGAAACGGUAGACGGGUAAAUUAAUCGAUCAAUAAAUAUUGCCAGAAAAUUAAAGAGUCGAUAUCACUUCGUUAGCCGAAGUGGGGGUCUUCGUGGUUUUGUUUCCCGUUCAUGAAAUGAAACCAAUUAUUAUUAAUCUAUAUAUAUAUGAUCGUUGUAAAUAGAAAAUAUACCCAUAUCUUUUAUGUA
Athalia rosae (coleseed sawfly) is the source of this 2280-nucleotide messenger RNA. Its product is annotated as kynurenine/alpha-aminoadipate aminotransferase, mitochondrial-like. NCBI's taxonomy places the organism in Eukaryota, Metazoa, Arthropoda, Insecta, Hymenoptera, Athaliidae. Bases 415 to 1701 code for a protein of 428 amino acids. Gene Ontology annotation, molecular function: L-kynurenine:2-oxoglutarate transaminase activity; pyridoxal phosphate binding. The transcript has 8 exons. The record is from RefSeq and is a predicted model, not a curated record. Gene Ontology annotation, biological process: biosynthetic process.